AUGGAUCCCGCUACAAUCACGAAAUUGACCUUAUCUGGGAUCUCUGCAUUUUCCUCCACGGUCAAAUUUUGCACCGAAGCCUACAAUGCAUAUAGACUGUCUGAAGAGUUUGGGACAGACUGGGUCAAGGUCCAGCGACGGCUUUUUAUCCAAUACACCAAGUUCGCAAAGCUUUCCGAAGCACCAAUUCACUGGUUUAGAGGCAACCUUUGGAAUCCAGAGGACGAUCUCUCCAGAGCUGUGAAGAUGCAGCUGAUUGACAUUGAGUCACAUUUCAAGCAAUGUCAUGAUCUCAUGAAGAAGUACGAAAGCGAAGAUGAAUCAAUGACAGAUAUGGCCAUUGAAGCCGAUCCGUCUCACACGCAGCAUUUAGAGCCAACAAUUCAGCAAGAAGAAGCCCAAGGCAGCUUGGCGGUGAAGGGAAGCUACGGGACUACAAAAAAGGAAGCCCAGAAGCCCCAUGGGCUUAGAAAAUUGGUCUUUUGGGGUAAAACCAAAGGCAAAGUUGAAAGACGUCCGGAUUCAUCCAAGUCAGUGGGAACGGAGACUGCAUCCACCUCGACGUUGAGUACUGGCGGUUCCUUGCCAAGGACCGAUGCGACCAGCUCCAAGGACGUAACAUCGCCAGGUACGUCUCUGUUUCAGACAGAGGCAGACGAAGAGGUGACUGUUCCCUCGCAAGGAUCGCGAAUUAUACCCAAAUUCGUUACUCAAGGAAUGCAAGAAGUCAGCGACCAGGCCGUGGAAAAGCAGUCCACAGCUGGCAAAUACAACAGAGUCCGAUGGGUACAUUAUGACCGCGAGAACUUUUUGAAGGCCAUCGAUGACAUAGAGCGUUGCAAUACUCAACUUGAUAGCUUGUUGCAGCUCCAUGGCGUCAGCGAUCCUGCAGACGUGCUGGGCGUCACCGACCGAGGGCAGCCGGAUCAGAUGGAAAGGACCAAACAAAUUCAAGGGAACUUGAGGCGCCUUCACAGCGCCCUUGUUAACUCAAAUCCGGCACAGGUAAAGAGCGCGACCCAAGUAUUCUUCACUAUUCAGGUGAACGAGGACCCAGAGGGGCUCUCAGAGGAGCUGGUUGAGAUAGACGACAAGCUCCCCAUCUACUCAAGCCAAUCUUCUGUCUCCGCCCUACACGCCCAUAUCUCUGGCUUACAGGCUGAGCCGUCGGUUCUCCUCUACGCUAGUACAAGGCAUAUCAGGAACGAGGCCGACACCCUUCCGAAUGCUCCAGAUGAGGUUGAAAACCUUCACACGAAGCUUCGCAGUCUAGCUGAAACUACCAAAAGGGGAGAUUAUGAGGUCGUAGGAACAGCGCUGAGCACCGGGCACCCCAGAGACUCUCAUGUCCUCAUCUGCCACAGCAGCGGCCCUUGGUAUGUGACCAAAUCGCUGAAAGAAUUCCUCAGCGACGCUUCCUAUACCGAGUCCCUGAGUGUGGCGCAGCGUUUGUCAGUAGCCCGUCUGAUGACACUCUCCUUUCUCUAUUUCGGCCAUCUGUCUCGAACUACGGAUAAAUAUCCGAGGCCGGAAAAUGUGCUAUUCUACGAGCUCAGAAAGACCCCGAGCGCCCAUUCCGACACCGUCACCGCGUCAGCUGGUUCCGAAGAGUCCAGCCACGAGGACAACGCCCAACCGGAAGCAUACAUUCUGAAUCCAUACCUAGCCAUCGGACUGGGCCGCAAGAAGCAUAAAAUUGGCGGCCAGCCCCUGGGCGCUACCUCGGGGCUGGCGCGGCGCACCGUUAACCCUGUGGCCGAGCUUGGGCUGGUCCUGUUCCAGGUCGGGACAGGUACGGCCGUCGAGUACGGGUCCGGGGCCGAGGGGUUUCGCAGAGCGGCCCGGCAUGCCCGGUUGUCCCUGUAUGAGCUGGUGUCCUCGUGCGGACCUGGAUUUGCAGAGCUGGUGGGGCUUUGUCUCGAUAAGGGCGAGGACGUUUUCGCGCCUGUCACCGAUGCAGACGAUCGCUUCAUGGAGGACCUUCGGGGUUGGUUUCGGAGGAAGGAAGAGACUUCGAUUGAAUGA
Molecule: messenger RNA, 2025 nt
Organism: Diaporthe amygdali
Lineage: Eukaryota; Fungi; Ascomycota; Sordariomycetes; Diaporthales; Diaporthaceae
Exons: 2
Coding region: 1-2025 (674 amino acids)
Source: RefSeq, a predicted model, not a curated record